UCUACGUACUCCGUUUAGGAAUUUUCCCAAAAUAUGAAGAAGGAAUUUUCUCUCUCCUCCAAAUUUCUCUUCACUCUGAACUUCAAUUCUCUCUCUCCUUCUUCAGCGCACCCAAUUGAUUGUUACAAAUUCCCCAGUUUGUUUUAAUUGCCAAAAAUAUAACCCAGAAAUUUAAGAAGAAAGGGGGAGAUCCAUUAACUUAUGAAUCUCUCACUCUCAUAAUAAAAUCUACGCAAACCCUACAACAAUGGAGGUUGCCGGCGCCGAGAGUAAGUGAGUGGAGAUUAGAAUUUCUUAUCGGCAAAGGUUCCGGAGGAAAGAGACAGAGGAACCAAGGGAAAGACAUUUUAAAACGGUCAGCUACAGUAGCUGGACCCGGGUCUAGCCAAUAAUUUGCAAUCCUCCUCCUCUUAAAACCUAACUAUUCUUCCCAAACAAUAAAACCAGCAUCGGCGCCGCCUCUGCCAACCACCUCUCCUUCUCUGCUGCUGUUAUUCUUGUUGACAAUCUUGACAUGCAUAUGGGACUGUAUCAUAUACAUCUUUGACAUUUAGGUGCAUGAUGAGGAGUUUGAGGCAAUGGGAAAUGACGCUUGCACCUCGAGAUGAAGGAGAGGCAGCGUUGGACUAGUGAGGAGGACGCUUUACUUAGUGCAUAUGUUAGGCAAUUUGGGCCAAGAGAAUGGCAUCUGGUCUCCCAGCGAAUGAACACACCCCUUGAUAGGGAUGCCAAGUCUUGUUUAGAAAGGUGGAAGAAUUACCUAAAACCAGGGAUUAAGAAAGGUUCACUCACAGAGGAGGAGCAACGCCUUGUGAUCCGUCUCCAAGCUAAGCACGGGAAUAAAUGGAAGAAGAUCGCCGCUGAGGUGCCAGGACGUACUGCUAAAAGGCUAGGCAAGUGGUGGGAGGUGUACAAGGAGAAACAGGAGAGAACAAAAAAGGAAACCAGCAAGUGCUUAGAGCCAAUUGAAGAGGGCAAGUACGACCAUAUUUUGGAAACUUUUGCCGAGAAGUUAGUGAAAGAACGGACUCCCCCGGUACCAACAUUUCUUAUGGCAACCUCCAACGGGGUCUUUUUACAUAGUAGUGAUCAUCCUUCUCCCCCGGUGCCCCCUCCUCAUCCGGUUCCUUCCACGUCAGCAAUGCUUCCUCCAUGGCUUUCAACUUCUAAUGGUGCAAGGCCUCCAUCUUCUCCUUCGGUUACCUUAAGUCUGUCGUCAUCAAUUGUCCCUACGCCUGCCCCAACUCCAAUGGCUUGGCUUCCACAAGAAAGAGGACCACAUAAUAUUGAUAAUUCACCUCUUAGUUUGGGGUGCUUGCCAUCUUGUCCUGGUGCACUUUCUGAGCAAAUGCUCAUGUCAGAGCUAUUGGAUUGCUGUAGAGAAUUAGAUGAAGGGCACCGUGCUUUGGAAGCUCAUAAGAAGGAAGCUGCUUGGAGAUUAAAUAGGGUGGAGCUUCAAUUAGAGUCAGAGAAGGCCAGUCGUAAGAAGGAGAAAAUGGAGGAGAUUGAAGCAAAGAUAAACGCUCUUAGGGAAGAGCAGAAGUCUAACAUGGAGAGAAUCGAAGCAGAGUACCGGGAGCAGCUGGCUGGGUUUAGGAGAGACGCUGAAGCUAAGGAGCAGAAGCUGGCUGAGCAAUGGACUACUAAGCACAUGCGGAUAACAAAGUUGCUUGAACAGGUGGGGUGCAGGACCCGACUUCCUGAAUCAAAUUGAAUUUCCAGUUGUGAUAUCAUGUUUGUAUGGAUGAUUGAGUAAAACAUUAGUUAGCAAUUUGUGUACUUGCUACGUUCGCAUUGCCCUCUUGUAUUACCAAUUGUUGUAUUCUUGCAUGAAAGUGCAGCAACAAGAGGACAUUGUUUUUGUCAACAGCCGGUUAGACAGGGAGGCUGGUUUUAUAAGUGAUUUAGUUGAUGGUGUGAAGUUUCAUGCCCUCCCUGAUUGCUGCAUAUUAUCUGCACAAGUUUCAGAUGCUUAAAAUUCUAAAAA
Spinacia oleracea (spinach) is the source of this 1987-nucleotide messenger RNA. RefSeq names its product transcription factor AS1. NCBI's taxonomy places the organism in Eukaryota, Viridiplantae, Streptophyta, Magnoliopsida, Caryophyllales, Amaranthaceae. Bases 605 to 1714 code for a protein of 369 amino acids. The transcript is spliced from 3 exons. The record is from RefSeq and is a predicted model, not a curated record.